CGCACGGCGACAUUGUGAAUUAUUUGGUGCUUUCAACAAGUCACGUCACACUGCAACAAAUGAAGGCCUACAAGUCGCUGGACGGCCACAACUACUUCACCAGCGGAUGGGUGAAGAGCAUAGCAGCAAAGCAGCUUCCAUCGCAGCGUGUCGUCGUUCUAAGCGAGGUCAACCAUUCCCAGCGCCUACGAGAGACCCCUCUGAAAGUGUGGAUUUUGGCCGAAACAGAGGGCACUGUUGCUACAGCACACUGCACUUGCAUGGCAGGCGUGGGUGAGGCAUGCUCUCACGUUGCUGCAACACUUUUCGCCAUAGAAACUGCUGUGAGGCUGAGGGACUCUGUGACUUGCACAGAAAAGAAAAAUGGAUGGCUACCACCUCAUAGCCGGAAUGCUGAAUUUAAGAGGCUAAGGGAGAUUGACUUCUCAUCAGCGAAGAUGAAGAAGAGGAAAAUGGACAACAUUACGAACAGCACUUGUGCUGAAGAAGCCCCGCCUCCACCACCAAUCCCAGCUCCAACGAAUGCAGAGAUUCAGCAGUGUUUUGCGGCGAUAGCAAAAUCAGGGGUAAAGCCAGCACUGUUUAUGCUGCAUGAAGAAUAUAGUGCACUUUUUCCGCCUCCGCAAAAGAAAGAACCUGUGCUUCUCCGUAGCCUUAUGUGUGAAGAGGCCACCUCUGAGGAUUUGUCUGCCCUGGUGCAACGGGCUGAAGCGUUUUUAAAAGAAAUGGUUGUAACAGAAGAGAUGGUGCGGCAUGUGGAAGCCACAACUAGAGAGCAGUCAAAUUGUGCCAAGUGGUUUGAAUACAGGGCAGGCCGAGUUACAGCUUCUGUUAUGAAGUGUGUAUGCAGCACAAGGCUGAGCCAGCCGUCAAUUAGUUUAUUAAAAAAAAUAUGUUGCCCUGAGCAAAGCAAGUUUUCUUCUGCGGCGACAGAAUGGGGACGGAAACAUGAAGGCACUGCCAUCUCCACAUACAGGAAACAAGUAGUGCAACGCCACAACAAUUUGACACUCAAGAGAGUUGGUGUUUGUUUGAGUGCAAAGCAUCCUCAUCUCGCUGCAUCCCCAGAUGCUGUUGUCAACUGUUCAUGCUGUGGUGAAGGCAUUGUGGAAGUCAAAUGCCCGUACUCUGUGGCAGAGUCUGGCAUAGAAGCUGCGAUAGGAACCAAAGAUUUCUGCUUGGAGACUAGUGCCGAUGGACUUCGGUUGAAGAGAACCCAUGGCUACUAUUAUCAGGUGCAGACGCAACUGGCAGUGUGCAGUGCAAGGUACUGCGACUUUGUUGUGUGGACACCUGUCUCGGUUCAUAUUGAACGAAUAAUGGAAGAUAGUGCAUUCUUUCAGAGAAUCUUGGAAUCUGCAACACAAUUUUUUACACAUGUUGUCAUGCCAGAAAUGUUUGCAGGGUUUUUCACCUGAAAAAAUGCACCAGGGUCUGGCACUAGCUCUGCACAGCCCGUCUACUGUUACUGCCAAGGCCCAGAGACUGGGAAAAUAGUGGCAUGUGAUGGGGAACACUGUAAAUACAAAUGGUUUCAUUACACUUGCAUCGGAAUGAAGCGAGCCCCAAAGCAAAAACACUGGUUUUGUGCAGAUUGCGGCCCACUAAAGAAAGCUUAGGAAAGUGCCUCUGGCACUUUCCUAAGCUUUCGUAAGUUCAGGUUUUCAGCAUACUGUGGCAGCUGCUUUCCUAGUCUGGACAAAAAGGACCCCCGACACCUCAAAAUGUUUGUGUUGUUUGAUUGUGCUGUAUGUGGUUAUGUCAUCGGGCUGCUCUCAAGGUAGUUCUGGCUGCUUAGGCAAGGAAUGCUUUUUUAAGAGGUCAUGCGCUUAACAGGCUCAGCGUACCGAAGCACCCACAUUAUUUCAUUCUUUACUGGAUACAUUUCGUUCUGUGUGGUGUUCAUUCUAGCCAGUAAUGAAUGUUGUUACCUAGGAAGGGGGGCAAUUGACUUCCAGGAUUCACUGCAUUUCUUUAAUACCAGGUGCUUCUGUAGUGUGCACAUUUUCCAAAUAGGUUGCUAGGUUGAAUGACGAGAGUGAGAUAUGUUUCAAAUCAAGCACUUGCUGAGCCAACAUUACCUACAUUUAUACCAGUCUUUUCAAUUUGAGUGGAAUGCAAGCAGCAGGUACUCGUACGUAACUGUGAUGAAUGAUUGUUUUUCGAAACCAUGCCAUACAAUGUGUUGUUUUGUAGCAUGGGUUAAUUUCUUUAUGUACCGAGAAGCACUUGCUGCUGCGACAUUACCUAUGUGUACCUGUAUUUACAAUUUCAGUGCAGUGCAAGUAGAAGUACUCCUAGGCGAGUGUGAUAGAUGCGUCUAUUUUUGAAACCAUGCCAUACAAUGUUGUUUUGUAGCAUGGGUUAGUUUCUUUAUGUACAGAGAAGCAUUUACUGCUGCGACAUUACCUCUGUGUACCUGUAUUUACAAUUUCAGUGCAAUGCAAGUAGAACUACUCCUAGGUGAGUGCAAUAGAUGCGUCUGUUCUUGAAACCAUGCAAUAAAAUUUGUUU
Messenger RNA from Rhipicephalus sanguineus (brown dog tick), 2514 nucleotides. RefSeq lists its product as uncharacterized. NCBI's taxonomy places the organism in Eukaryota, Metazoa, Arthropoda, Arachnida, Ixodida, Ixodidae. Gene Ontology annotation, molecular function: zinc ion binding. The record is from RefSeq and is a predicted model, not a curated record. The transcript has 2 exons. The coding region runs from base 60 to 1418 and encodes 452 amino acids.